Aspergillus homomorphus CBS 101889 is the source of this 7482-nucleotide messenger RNA. Its product is annotated as ketoacyl-synt-domain-containing protein. Gene Ontology annotation, molecular function: 3-oxoacyl-[acyl-carrier-protein] synthase activity; phosphopantetheine binding; fatty acid synthase activity. The transcript has 2 exons. The record is from RefSeq and is a predicted model, not a curated record. Gene Ontology annotation, biological process: fatty acid biosynthetic process; secondary metabolite biosynthetic process. The coding region runs from base 1 to 7482 and encodes 2493 amino acids. NCBI's taxonomy places the organism in Eukaryota, Fungi, Ascomycota, Eurotiomycetes, Eurotiales, Aspergillaceae.
AUGGCGUCCCUUCCCGAACCAGUUGCCAUCAUCGGCACUGGCUGCCGCUUUCCAGGCUCGACUUCUUCCCCUUCCAAGCUCUGGGAUCUCCUCCACACUCCUCACAACCUCGCUUCCAAGACCCCCAGCGACCGCUUCAACCACGAUGCCUUCUAUCACCCAGACACUCACCAUGGCACGGGAAACGCCCCGGAGUCGUACUUCCUGUCCGAGAACAUCCAGCAGUUCGAUGCAUCCUUCUUCAACAUCUCCCCGACUGAAGCGGAGGCCAUGGACCCCCAGCAGCGGUUACUGCUAGAGGUGAUCUACGAGUCCCUCGAGCGAGCAGGGCUACGCACAGAAGCUCUCCAAGGCUCCAACACCGGCGUUUUCUGUGGCCUGAUGAACACGGAUUACAGCAACAUCAUGACAAACGAUUGGGACGAUAUCCCGACCUACACGUCCUCCGGUGGGGCCGCUUCGAUGCUGUCGAAUCGCGUCUCCUUCUUCUUCGACUGGCAUGGCCCGUCAAUCACAAUUGAUACCGCCUGCUCAUCGAGCUUAGUAGCAAUGCACCAAGCAGUGGAUGCACUGCGCAAGGGCGAUUGCCCAGUCGCCAUCGUGGCGGCGAGUAAUCUGAUUCUCAGUCCUAGAGAGUAUAUCGCUGCAUCCAAGCUGCGGUUAUUGUCACCGACGGGUCGGUGUCGGAUGUGGGAUCGCGAUGCAGACGGGUAUGCCCGAGGGGAGGGCAUCGCGGCCGUGGUGUUGAAGCGACUGAGCGACGCGGUACGGGAUGGUGAUCCCGUGGAAUGUGUUGUGCGUGCGACAGGCGUCAAUGCCGAUGGCCGCAGUAUGAGUUUGACCAUGCCCUCGUGGACGGCUCAGUCGAGGUUGAUCCAGUCGACCUAUGCCAGCGCGGGACUGGAUCCUAAGUCUCGUCCGGAGGAUCGAUGCCAGUACUUCGAGGCCCAUGGGACUGGAACCCAGGCCGGAGACCCGCAAGAGGCAACGGCGCUGUAUGAUGCCUUGUUUGACGGGAGCUCUCGGCCUAAGGAGCCUUUGUAUGUGGGCUCCAUCAAGACGGUUAUCGGUCAUACGGAGAGCGUAGCGGGUUUGGCUGGCGUUAUCAAGGCGUCGCUGUGCGUUCAGCACGGGGUCAUUCCGCCGAAUAUGUUCUUCAACCAUAUUAACCCCACGAUUGCACCCUAUACAACCCAUCUGCGGGUACCUACCAGUGCAAUGCCGUGGCCUGCUCUCGCACCAGGAGUACCCCGUCGAGUUUCGGUCAACUCCUUCGGCUUCGGGGGCACCAAUGCACACGUCAUUCUUGAAAGCUAUACUCCUGUAGGUCCAAGUCCGGAGAGGGCAUUGUUACCGCAAAUGCUACCAUUUGUCUUCUCAGCAGCCACAGAGAAGUCUUUAGUGCAGUUGCUUCACCGACACAUUCAAUAUCUACAGGAAAACCCCGAGAUCGACCUCAUAAACCUAGCAGAGUCUUUGAUACAGAACCGAUCUCUUCUGAACUAUCGUCUCAUUCUAACGGCAUCUUCGGUUGACGAGCUUCAUACCAAACUGGAGAAAGAGGUUGGCGAUCGCAGCUCGAAUUUGACGAUCGCUAAGCCCCGAGCGAGCUCUAAGGGAGUCUUCGGCGUAUUUACCGGCCAAGGUGCACAGUACCCUCAGAUGUGCUGGGGCCUCAUCUCGUGUAGCUCCCAAGCCCUUGGCUGGUUGAACGAGCUACAGGAUUCUCUGGCCUCCCUUCCGCAAGAGUACUGCCCCGACUUCUUGCUAGCAGACGAACUCUCGGCCCCCAUGCAUGACUCCCGAAUUCACGAGGCGGUGAUAUCCCAAACCCUUAGAGCAGCCACUCAACUAGUCCAAGUGAACCUGCUCCGAGCUUUGGGAGUGACUUUCUCUGCGGUUGUUGGACACUCCUCCGGUGAGAUCGCGGCAGCAUACGCAGCUGGCGUGGUUUCGGCAUCGGAUGCAAUCAGGCUAGCGUAUCUGCGAGGCUGGGCUACCAACCAAGCCAUGAAUUACCGUGGACAGAGAGGAGCGAUGCUGGCGGGCGCGAUGUCCUGGGAAGACGCGGUCUCCCUCUGUGAAGAUGGGGGUUUCGGUGGGCGGAUCGUAGUGGCGGCCAGCAAUUCCCCAAUGAGCGUCACAUUUUCGGGGGAUACGGAUGCGUUGCAGGAUUUGGAAUGGAUUCUGCGGAGCUUGAAUAUCAGCGCACGCUCUCUGCGGGUCGAUACGGCGUACCACUCCCAUCAUAUGGUGCCUUGCGCCGAGAUUUAUCUUCGUGCUAUCAAAGCUUGUGACAUUCGGUACAAACCGCCCAAGGUGCCGUGGUACUCCAGUGUAUACCAUUCCAGAAGCCUUGUCAGAGAUGACCUCUGCCAUGAAUACUGGCCAGAGAAUAUGCUUCGUCCUGUCUUGUUCUGUGAAGCUGUUCAAGCUGUGUUUUCCGAUAUGUUGCAUCCGAAUCUGAUUGUGGAGGUCGGCCCACAUCCGACUCUUGAAGGGCCUGUCCUUCAGAUCCUGCAAAACUUUCACCAAACGGUUCCCAAUGUGUCUCAUUAUGUGGGCCUGGCUCACCGCGAAAGCGGUACUUUUGAGGCUAUUGCCAAUGCCAUCGGGAUAUUCUGGAAUCAUCAGCUACCAGAUCUCGAGAUUGAGAAGUUUGUCAAGUUGUUUGACCCCAGUCAUGACUGCAUGUUCUUGAAGGACCUUCCAACAUAUCCAUUUGAUCACACACGUUCCUACUGGGCCAUGUCACGUUGGGUUAAUGCCCGUUUGCACCGUACUGAUCCGCCGCAUUAUUUGCUGGGAGCACUAAGUCCUGAGACCGCAGAGAACGAAUGGCGAUGGCGGAACUUUCUCAGUCGGACGGAGUUAGUAUGGUUAAAUGAUCACAAGGUUCAAUCCCAGGCUGUGUUCCCGGCCACGGGCUACAUUGUCAUGAUGCUGGAGGCAGCCUUCAUAAUGACGCGAGGACAGUCGUUACGUCUCUUCGAGAUUGAUGAAAUGCACAUCAAGCGCGCCAUCAGCAUCCCUGACCACCCCCAGGGCAUUGAAGUCAUCUUCAGAGUUGAGCAAGAAUCAAACAAGAAUGAUGUGAUUCGGGGUGGGUUUACAUGCUAUUCGAACAUUGCAGGCAGCCUGAAAACCUGCGCUUCGGGUCGAGUCACGCUAUCCAUGGGCGAGCCGGACACAAUGUCUCUGCCUCCGCGACGCAUGCACACUCCAGCCACACGAACAAUUGAUCUCGAUGGUUUCUAUACCGGCUUGCAGGGGAUCGGCUUGGACUACCGUGGUGCAUUUAGAGGUCUCAAAGCUGUUGCCAGGCAAUCGAAUGGAUCAACUGGUGUCGUCUCCUGUACAGGCACAGCAUCAUCAGUGUUGCAUCCAGCUGUCAUGGACUCUAGUCUUCAUGGUAUGCUGGCUGCCGUGAAAUUACAGACACCAAGUGUGCCUGUGUUUAUUGAGCAUAUCGUCAUGAAUCCAUUACUCUGCCGCGAAGAGUCGCUGGAGAUUAGACAGGAUUUGAUUGUCGAUACCGUUCUCCUUGAGGAUACAGUCGAUGGAGCGAAGGCGGACAUUUACACGUUCGACCACGAAGGGCAUGGUGUCUAUAUCAUCGAAGGCUUCCAAGUCGCUCCUCUUGUCGUUCCGGAGGACCGAGCCAUCUUUUCUGAGAUUGUCUGGGGACCACUCGUGCCCCAUGCUGUGGCAAAUUCGACUGAUAAAAACUCGGAAACCGAAUUGGAUCUGUAUUGCGCUGAGCAUUGUGCUCUGCUUUACAUACGAGAUGUCUGGGAGACCUUGGACGCUGUAAAGUGUGAAAGCUUGAGUCCUUAUCAUGCGAGUAUGGUCCAGUGGAUGGGAAAGGUCCUGCAGAUGACACGUGAUGGUACACACCCAACAUAUCAGCCUGAAUGGUUGUAUGAUACUAUCGACGAAGUGCUAGAGACCACCGCUGGAACUAGCUCGGGCUGGCACCACCUGAAGACAGCUGGAGAAAACUUACCCAGAAUACUAGAAGGAUCCGUAGGUCCGAUAAAGACACUCUGUCGCGACGACGAUGACGUCUAUGGUUCUGGCAGAUCAUAUGUGGACUUCUUUGACAGCAACCCUAACAGCUCUGAGGUUGCGACCUUUGUGGAACAAAUUGUCUUCCGCUAUCCUCAAGUGAAGAUUUUGGAGCUGAAUGCUGGAAAGGGACGGACGACAAGAUCUAUUCUCAGCAAGAUCGGCCCCUCGUAUCAGUCGUACACCAUCACAGACGGAUCCGCGACUCGCCUCUCAGAGGCACGGGAGGAAUUCAUAAGGGAGGACAACCCAAAUUUGAUCUUGCAGCAGCUUGAUAUCGAGAAAGACUUGGACGAGCAAGGCUAUGAAACUGGAUCUUAUGAUGUUGUUGUUGCUGCUAACUUCCUAACUCAAACCCACAAUCUCCGCGAGACAUUGGCGAAGAUUCGUCGUCUGCUUAAGCCAGGUGGCUAUCUAGUCGCGCGGGAGAGCACCAACCUCAAUAUCAGUCGGGUUCUCCUCACACAUUGUGCUACAGAAAAGUGGUGGCAGGAUGAGUGCGACGCUCGCCAGUGGACUCCACUUCUCAACAUCCAGGAAUGGGAGAAGCUGCUUCAACUUACCGGAUUUGGAGGUUUCGAGGCGAUCUCACCUGCUGGUCAACUUGAUCUGGACUCGACAUUUGUCUCGCAAGCUAUUGAUGAUGAGCUUCUGCUGCAGCGUAACCCGUGGACGUUCUCCGGCCGGCUUGCUGGGGAUGCUUGGAUCGUCGGCGGUGCGACAAACGCAACUGCGAGUCUUGUAUCAGGUCUCGAGGCUCUCUUGGCACGCUUUUUCAACAGCGUUAUCAUAUCAUCCACAUUAGAAGCGCUGAACCUACAAGAAUUGCCCAGAGCAUAUGUUCUAGUGUUGAGCGACAUUGAUUCCCCGUGUUAUGAGGAACUCACGGAGGAGCGACUGGGUGGAAUCCGAGCAAUAGUGAACAACGCCAGUCGGCUUCUGUGGGUGACUGCCGGACUCGAGAGCCAGAAUCCGCUCUGGGCAAUGACAAAAGGUAUAAUCAACUGCGUUACAUACGAGAACCCGCAGUUUCUCUCACAAUAUCUGAACAUUCCUGGACGAGACGAUGUUACCGCGCCCGGGGUGGCUACCAUCUUUCUGCGUCUGUCCCACACGGCCCAAGGCAAUGACUUCACUCUGACAGACCGCGUACAUAGCAUUGAGCCGGAGCUACAGCUUGUCGGCGGUGCAUUGCAGAUUCCACGUUAUCAUCUUAGCAAUGCUAUGAAUAAUCGGUACCUAGCUGGCCGACGCAGAGUGAUUGGACAUGCUAAUCUGCAUCAAUCAGUUGUUCAGAUUCUUUCGCCAAAGGGCCGACGUCGUGAGUUCAGGCUGUCCCAGAAAAUAAGGGUCAGCACUGGAAAUUAUCGGAAGCUUGCUGCCCACCGCUAUCUUGCAGUGGACUACUCUACAUUGAGUGCUUAUCAAGUGGAUGGUGCGGGCUUUCUCUACUUGCUGAUUGGUCGCGAUGUGAACGGCCAGACACGUUGGUUUGCACUAUCAUCGGAGAAUGCAUCAUUGGUCAAAGUACCUCUAAGCUGGUGUUUUCGCGUCCCUGAGCAUCUUUCCGAAGCUGCCUUGCCCACGUUUCUGGAUAGGAUGGCUGCAGCAUUUAUGUUAAUCUGUGCACUGAGCCAUGGACUCUCUGACACGUCAAUAUUGGUCCAUGGGCUCGAGUCGAUGCAUGGAUCGAUACAAGAAGCGUUUCUGACUCUAGGUCCUGUUCGAGGCAUGCGAGUAUAUCUCAGUACCCAAGACAUGGCUGCAUCCUGGGAUGAGCAAUCUUUGUUUAUUCACAGCAAUGAAUCAGCACGUUCUCUCACACGCAUUCUACCUUCUGACCUAUCUGUUGUUGCCCAGUGUGGCCACUGCAGCUCUGAAGUGUUUUCUCGGAUCACGGCUGCCAUUUCGGAGGAUGUUGUCAAGCUUGACUUGACAAGUUUCUAUCGGGCGUCACCGGGCAUCACAAGGCCUGGCAAUCCGGGUGCCGUGAGCCAGACUAUUCUUACAGCUUGUGGAUUUGCUUUACAAAAAUUGAAGCCUGACGAAGGACUUGAUAUUAUCUCUCUCUCUGAAUUGCACGGCAUGCAUGGCGAGCUGUAUCGGCCGGCGAUUGUCGAUUGGACUGAAUCGGAUGAAGUACCAGUUGAGAUCCAGACUGCAAGCUCAAUGAUAACACUAGAUGCGGAUAAAACAUAUCUCCUGGUUGGAAUGACUGGCAGUCUGGGCCAGUCAGUCUGCCAAUGGAUGGCCUCCCGCGGAGCUCGGUGUAUUGUCUUGAGCAGCAGGUCUCCUAAACUUGACCCCCAGUGGAUCGCAGAAAUGGCAAGCAUGGGAGCCCGUGUGAUUCCGUUAUCAAUGGACGUUACGAGCCGUGCAUCAGUGACCUCUGCACACGCCACUCUCUUUGCUCAGCUGCCCCCGGUUGGGGGAGUCAUCAACGGUGCUAUGGUACUCAAGGAUCAGCUCUUCGCCAAUGUCAGUCUUUCGGAUUUUCAAGCCGUACUCGGGCCGAAAGUGCAAGGAAGCCUUCUCCUCGACGAAUUCUUCGGCCAUUUCGACCUGGAUUUCUUCAUCCUUUUUGGGUCAGCCGCCGGACCGAUGGGCAAUAUAGGUCAGGCAGCCUAUUCAGCAGCCACACAGUUUAUGUCUGCGCUCAUUCAGCGGCGACGCGCGCAGGGCCGUGUCGGAAGCAUUAUUCACCCUGCAUCGAUUGAGGGAGUGGGCUAUCUCGCCCGCGCAGAUUCCGCUUUGCGUGACAUCCUCGACAGAACGAUGGGUAGCAGCAGUCCGAAAUUGUCCGAAAGUGAUCUGCAUGAGCUGUUCGCCGAAGCGAUCCUUGCUGGACGGGUCGACUCAGGCCGAAACGCCGACAUCAUCGCCGGGUUUGAGGUGACGGAUGCCGGUAAAAGUCCUGACGCAGUGUGGCUCCGUAACCCCAGAGCUUGGGGCUUCAUCGAUCAAAGUGGCAGCUCAUCUGGUGGGAAAUGCACUCGCAAGGACAGUGUGGACAUGAAAGCACAUUUGAAGGCAGCAAGGGAUAUAGAUGACGCCAUGCAGAUGAUCACAGCCGAGUUCAUUAAAGAAGUUCGUUCGAGACUGAGCCUGCCCGACGAGGAAGCUGUCACUCCAAGCCAUAUCCUGAGUGAGAUGGGGGUAGAUUCUCUGGUGGCGAUCGCGCUGCGCCAAUGGUUUGUCAAAGAGAUCGGUGUCGAACUACCCAUGUUGCGGUUCUUGGGCGGGUCAUCAAUCGGGGAGUUGGCUGGGGUUGCUGCGGUCCGCCUCGCUGAGGAGAACUUCUUCGACGAAGCGGAUGUUGGGCUCAAUAAUGGUGAUGAGGCUGGUUCGGAGAAGUCGCAGACAGAGGAGGCGAGCUUGGUUGAGUGGCCGUCUUCUGGAUCUAGCUGUGGCUAG